Staurois parvus is the source of this 1662-nucleotide messenger RNA. Lineage: Eukaryota; Metazoa; Chordata; Amphibia; Anura; Ranidae. The record is from the annotation of a GenBank genome assembly.
AGGUUUUGGAUUACAUACAGUUAGUGCAAUUUAUGGAGAAACAAUCAAUAUACCUUGUGGUCAAGAUAUAACGGAAGACCUUCUAUUUGGGAAAUGGAAAUAUGAAAAGCCAGAUGGAACUGCGGUUUUUGUAGCUUCACGGUCUGCAGUGAAAAAAUCAUUCAGUUUUGAUGAUGUGCCAGAAUACAAUGGUCGCCUGAACCUGUCAGAGAACUACACAUUGUCUAUUUCCAGUGCAAGGAUUAGUGAUGAAAAGAGAUUUGUAUGCAUGCUCAUAACAGCAGAAAAUGUUUUUGAAGAGCCUACAGUAAUCAAAGUAUUCAAGCCACCUUCAAAACCUGAAAUUAUAAACCAGCCAACAUUUUGGAAACAGGAAAGCUAAAAAUGGUUGGAGACUGCGUUGCUAAAGACAGCUAUCCAGAUGGCAAUAUUACAUGGUAUAGAAACGGCCAAGUUCUUUUGCCAGUAGAUGGAGUUGUAAAUGUGGAGUGGUGGAAAGAAAAAAACUCAACAAGCGGUCUUCAUAACAUGCGUUCAACGUUGGAGUACAUGUCAACAAAAGAGGAUAUAAAUGCACAGUUUUCAUGUGCGGUGAUUUAUUACAUACCAAAUGCACUGGCAACAAUGGAAUCUGAUCCAGCUGUAUUUGAUAUUUACUACCCUACAGAAAAGGUGACAAUUCAUGUACAGUCCCCGAAAAAGACAAUAAAAGAAGGCGAUAACAUCACACUGAAAUGUAUAGGGAAUGGCAAUCCACCUCCGGAGGAAUUUUUGUUUUUCCUUCCAGGUCAGGAAGAGGGGAUCCGUAGUUCAAGUGCCUACCAUAUAACUGACAUAAAAAGAAAUGCAACUGGAGAUUAUAAAUGUUCUUUGUUAAAUAAAAUCAUGAUUGCUUCAACAAUGGUAACAGUACAUUAUUUGGAUUUGUCACUUACACCCAGUGGAGAAAUAAUUAAACAAGUUGGAGACAGUCUUUCUGUCUCAUGCAUUCCUUCUGCUAGUAAAAAUGUUUCUGUUACUUGGAUGAAGAACCAAAAAAUCCUUGCACAGCCAUCAUUUUCAAAUCUACAAUACAGAGAUUCAGGUAUUUAUGAAUGUGAGACCAGCCUUAUGGAAGUUGACGGUCUGAGAAGAAAAAAGACACUAAGACUUACUGUAGAAGGAAAACCACGGAUUAAACUCUCAAAAAAGACAAAUGCUGAUGGAAAGUCAAAAACAAUCCUAUAUGAGGUAGAUGGCUUUCCAAAGCCUGAAGUGCAAUGUGUCAGAUUAGGCAAUGAUUUAUACUUGAACAAAACUGAAGAAACUACGUUAAGUAACGGAAAAUAUUCUGCUAAAAUUAUAAUUUCCCCAGAAGAGAAUGUCACUAUUAUCUGCAGUGCUGAAAACAAAUUGGGGCGGGAGGUCCAUUCAUUAAAUGUUUCUGCUAUCAGCUUCCCAGAAUCAGAUGAUCGUAUUGAUAGCAGUGGUGACAAUAAUGACCAUGCAAAACUAAUUGUGGGAAUUGUUGUUGGUCUUCUACUCGCUGCACUGGUUGCUGGAUUAGCCUACUGGAUAUACAUUAAGAAAUCAGGCUCAACAUCAAAACAUGUAGGGAAAGAACUUGGUAACACGGAAGAAAACAAAAAACUAGAAGAAAACAAUCAUAAAUCAGAAGCAUAA